AUGACUGAGACUAUUGCAAGAGAAGCAACCUAUCUCUUCUUUCCUAUACUCCUCUUACCUAUCAUCUUCUUCAUCCUGAAGCAUUUCAAAUCUUAUUUCUUAUCAAAAACUAGUCUACCACUUCCACCAGGACCAAGUCCAUGGCCAAUAUUGGGCAAUAUUCCUCAGAUGGGAAAAAAGCCUCACAUCACUCUAACAAACUUUGCUCGGUCGUAUGGCCCUCUCAUGUCGCUGAGACUAGGAACUCAAAUCAUGAUCAUCGGAUCAUCCACAACUGCUGCAGAGGAAAUUCUCAAGACCCAUGAUCGGAGCUUAUCUGCGCGGUAUGUUCCUAGUGCAGUACCAGCUAAAAGCUCAAAAUUCAAUCACUUGUCACUUGGAUGGGCACUGGAGUGCAAUGAUGGAUGGAAGAAUUUAAGAACAAUAUGCAGAAGUGAGCUGUUCUCGGGCAAGGCAAUGGAGUGUCAAGCAUGUUUGAGAGAGACAAAGGCAACGGACAUGGUGAAGUUUGUGUGUGCAAAGGAAGGAAAGGAAGUGAAAGUUGCAGAAUUGGUUUUUGCAACUGUGUUUAACAUGUUGAGUAAUGCUUCGAUAUCAAGAGAUUUAAUUAGCUUGGAGAAAGAGGGUGUGGAUGGAGGGAUGAAGAGUCUUAUAAGAAAAUAUAUCGAGUUGAUUUCAGCUUCAAAUCUGUCUGAUUUUUAUCCAAUUUUAGGUGCAUUAGAUCUUCAGGGCUUGAAAAAGAAGGCAAAGGAAGCGUUUAUGAGGAUCUGUGCUACGUGGGAGCCCAUUAUCAAAGACAGAAGAGAAGGAAGAAGAGGCAAUGCUUCGAGCCAAGAGGACUUCUUGGACGCCCUCUUGGACAAUUCUUGUAGCAAUGAUCAAAUCAACUAUCUGCUCCUCUCCAGAAAAUCUGUCAGUAUGCCCGAUUGGCUCCUUGGCUGUCCAAACGGAUCAUAA
Messenger RNA from Cornus florida, 957 nucleotides. Its product is annotated as (S)-N-methylcoclaurine 3'-hydroxylase-like protein. The transcript is spliced from 2 exons. Bases 1 to 957 code for a protein of 318 amino acids. NCBI's taxonomy places the organism in Eukaryota, Viridiplantae, Streptophyta, Magnoliopsida, Cornales, Cornaceae. The record is from RefSeq and is a predicted model, not a curated record. Gene Ontology annotation, molecular function: heme binding; oxidoreductase activity, acting on paired donors, with incorporation or reduction of molecular oxygen; iron ion binding.